Scylla paramamosain (green mud crab) is the source of this 10640-nucleotide messenger RNA. Its product is annotated as serine/arginine repetitive matrix protein 2-like. Gene Ontology annotation, biological process: protein phosphorylation; mitotic spindle organization; regulation of cytokinesis. The transcript has 21 exons. Gene Ontology annotation, molecular function: ATP binding; protein kinase activity. Gene Ontology annotation, cellular component: spindle pole centrosome; spindle microtubule; chromosome passenger complex. Bases 1074 to 10640 code for a protein of 3188 amino acids. The record is from RefSeq and is a predicted model, not a curated record. NCBI's taxonomy places the organism in Eukaryota, Metazoa, Arthropoda, Malacostraca, Decapoda, Portunidae.
AGCGCUCACAGUCCAUGGCAUGACAUGGUACUCGCCGAGCACACAGCAACCUAUGAAUUUGUUACGUUCCUCAAAAUUCCUGCGUUGGUCUCUAUUUGCGUCGAGCUGUGGUGCCAAAUACCGCGGCUGGCUCGGGAAUUCCUCCUCUUCCCCCUAUACUAUAAGGUCGCGGCGUCUCUCACUGACUAAGGUUUCGAGAUCGCCGCUCUGUCCCUCGAGUGUUCGUGCAGUUUAUAUUUUGUUCAAGGAGACGAGCCGUGUUUUCAUGUUAGUGAAGGAGCGGAGGUUGUGACAGGCAGUAGUGGGAGGGAGAAAGUUGCCGAGCGUCGCCGGAACGUUAGGGCUGCAGCGGGCCGGCGGUGCAUUGGCGGUAGAGUGUGGGUGUUGUAGGAGUGUCAUGAAAGUUGAGUGCGACCCUGCAGAGUGUUGUGUCUGGCGCGGCGGUGAGGAGGUGAGGGUUCUUGACGCCGGCCACUACCACCGUCAGCAGGCUCCGGGGGCCGCAGAAGUGUGGCAGAGCUACUCGCUGCUGGGGCCUGCUGGCCAACCUGCUAUUUUUACCUUCCUGGCCUGAUAAUUUUGGCGAGGUUGGCAAGCAGCGGGGCCGCACACGCCACCAGUCCUGGGCUGUGGUGAGCGCCGAAUGGACGGGCUGGUUGUGGCGGCGUGGGCGUGCUGGUGUUGGCUAAUUAUUGUGCUUCCCUGUGAGGCGUGACCUGCGGCGGCCUACCACGGGAGGAGGUGCCCUGAGGCGGCCUGGCCAGGCGAGGGGCGAGGUGGUUGCACCAAGGCCACCAGUGAGGCUGCCACCAGACCUGUACUACUGUGCAUCCCGGACUACUGAACCCUGUGGUUGCCGCCCAUGUGUGCACCCUGGUUAUAAUGCCGCGGCGCCCACACCUCCACCCGGCACCAAGUGGGCUGUACGGGCGUGCGGGCGUGUGCAUGCUGGCGGGCCAUGGUGCGGCCUCGGCACGCCCGUGAGGAAGGGCCGCGCCCGCCCACACCCACACCCACAACCUACUGACUGACCUUACUGUUCCUGCGCCCACUACCACCUUCACACCGGCAAGAUGGUGGUAUCGGAGGGUGCCAUCAACAACAUCAUGGGGGGGAUGGAGAAUACUGCGGGGGUGCGUCUCCACUCCCACAGACACAAACUCAAGCAGAGAUUUGACAUCAUCAGAAAACUGGGACAGGGAACGUAUGGCAAGGUGCAGCUGGCCAUCAACAAGGAGACAGGACAGGAGGUGGCCAUCAAGACCAUCAAGAAGGCCAAGAUUGAGACAGAGCAGGACCUCAUACGCAUCCGGAGAGAAAUCCAGAUCAUGUCAUCUGUUCAGCACCCACAAAUCAUCCACAUCUAUGAAGUAUUUGAGAACCGUGAGAAGAUGGUGCUUGUGAUGGAGUAUGCUGCUGGUGGUGAACUGUAUGACUACUUGAGUGAGCGCAAAGUAUUGUCUGAGGAUGAGGCAAGAAGGGUGUUCCGCCACGUGGCCUCAGCUACUUACUACUGUCACAAGCACAAGAUUUGUCAUCGGGAUCUCAAACUUGAGAAUAUCUUACUGGACCUUGAAGGAAAUGCUAAGAUUGCUGACUUUGGACUGUCCAAUGUGUUUGAUGAAAAGCAUCGUCUGGACACCUUCUGUGGUUCUCCACUCUAUGCCUCUCCUGAGAUUGUCAAGGGCAUCCCAUACGUUGGCCCAGAGGUGGACUGCUGGUCGCUGGGUGUGCUGCUCUACACACUGGUCUAUGGAGCCAUGCCCUUUGACGGCUCAAACUUUAAACGAUUGGUGAAGCAGAUCACUCAAGGGGACUACUAUGAGCCUAAGAAACCCUCACGUGCAUCUGAACUCAUCAGACACAUGCUGACAGUCUCAGCCAGCAAGCGAGCCACAGUUGAGGAGAUCUGCAACCACUGGUGGGUGAACGAGGGCUUUGAGGAGCCUUGCCUGGUAGUGGCUGAGGCACUGGCCAACCAGACCCCUGUGCGCCUUGACCUGCUGCUGUCCCUUGCUCCAAAGCACAUCAACUCAGAACAUAUGCUGAUCCAGCCCGAGGAGGAUGACAACAGCGCCAGAUCCCCACCAAACUCAGAGGCAGGACGCCCACCGCCCAACCUCAAGCUCCCUCCUCCACCCCCGGCUGACACUGCUGCUCCAGUCACUCCUGCCCGCUCAGCCUCCCUUGGCGCCCUCGACUCCAUCAGCACCAAUGAGAUAGAGGCCCUAGUGGCACAGAAGAUCCAGAAGCGCAAGGAGGAGGAGGAAGAGGAGGAAGAGGAACGGAAGAGGAAGGCUGCCGAUGAGAGUGGUACAGUGGAGCGUCGGAAGAAGAAACGUGACGCUUCAGAUGCUUCAAUCAAGGUUGGACGGAAGGAGCAGAAGCGUAGUGAGGAAGCGAGCAUUGGCACAAGACGGCCUCCCACUGGUACAGAAGGGGAUUUGGCAGAACGCAGGAAGACUUCAAGGCGGAAGGAGGCAGGAGAGGUCGAGGAACAGGAGAAGGCUGAGCAGAAGAAGAAUGCAGAGAAGAAGAAGCGCGAGUCCCUCCUGGAGGAUGGGGAAGCAAAUGACGUAAGUGAACGGUCGGAGAAGCGGAAGAGCACGAAGAAGGUGGAGAAGACAGAUGGAGAGAAGGUAGAGAAAAAGAAGAGUGUUAAAAAGAGGGAGUCUGGGAUUGAGAGGGAUGCCAGUGAGGGGGGAGACAGGACAGAGCAGAAGAAGAGUGCCAAAAAGAGAGACACGGUGGUCACCCCGGACAGUAGUGUGGAGAGAAAGAAGACCACCAGGAAAAAGGACACUUCUGGGGAUGACCUAAGUGGGAGGGAUGACACUGAGUCAGCUUACAUGUCCUCGUCUGUGAUAAAUGGUGAGGUGGGAGAUUUAGGGGAGGAGGAGGAGGAGCAGGAGGAGAGGGGGGAAAGAGGGGAGAGUGGCAUUGGGCUAGGAGACUCCGGCAAGGAAGCAGCACGACUGGACAAGUCGCCCAGUCCUCAGGAGUCCAAGGGGUCAGCUGAGAGUAAGGUCAGGUUAGGGGAUGUGCAAGAGUCCCCCAUGGAGGUGGAGGAGGUGGUCAAGAAGUCCCCAAGUCGGUCCCGAUCAGGGGAGUCUGGCCGGGUUAUUAAAGGGACUGCCAAGGUCUCCAGUCCCCGAGAGUCAGUGAGUCCUGUAAAGCAUCCCAAGGGGGCAGCCCCACCUCCCACCUCCACCACCACCACAACCACCAUCACCACCACCAGCACCACUGCAGCUACAACCACAACCACCACUGCUGCUGCUGCUGCUGCAUCUCCCAAAGAAUCUCCACAAAAGAAGCCAUCGCCACCACCCAGUCAGCCUCCUAAGGUGAGGAAAACAGAUUCAAAGUCCUUAGUCCAAACAGCCCCCAGGGGUCAGGGUGAGGCCAGGCCAGCGGAGAGCAUGGCAGCUGGGAGCAGAGGGGCCAAUAGGGUAGUUAAGGCGCCACAGCCAGCCAGUGAGACAGAGAAGGUUCUACAGGAAGCGACUGAUAAGAUUAAGUGUAAGGAGAAGGAGGAGGUGAAGGAGCCACAAACUCCCGAUUCAGCCCAGCCAACAGGACGGCCUGAGAUGAGUAAAGGCAGCGGCCAGCCAUCGUCUGCCCCCACGACCCCAGCUAGGAGUCGUGAUGGGUCAGAGUCAUCAGGCGAGGCGAAACCCCGGCCAGCCAGACCAGACGGGGCCAGGCGGCAGUCAAAGGUUUUCAAAGCGGCGGCCAUGUGGGAGAAUGACCGGCCAAGCAGCACCUCAACUCCACCAGACAAGCUCAAGAAGCCUGUCCGGACGGGAGCGAGUGUCAUGUCCGAUCUGACCAAGAAGUUUGAGGUGAAGCCGAGUGUUGAGCACAGGAGUAAGGUGGUGCCGUCCCUCAAGGUGUCUGAUGCCAGGAAAGCUUUUGAGGCUAAGCCAGCUGAGAAGCCAACAAUUACAUUACGCAAGAAGUCCACAGCAGAGACUCUUCCUUCAUCUCCCACCACAGUCAAGGACAACCAAGCAGCAGCCCCCACCAAGGAGCCAGCUGCAGGAAAGUCACCAGCCAGGGAAAAACCCUCACCAGUCAAGGACUUGCCCAAGGAAGCUGAGAAGCAGAGAGAAAAGUCACCUAAGGUUGUGAAAGAAACACCUGCACCAACAGCAAACAAGACCAAAGUAGAGGCUCAGCCAGAGAAAGAGAAAGUGGAGGAGCCAGCCAAGAAGGAGAAGCCAGAGGCGACCAAGAAGACUCCUCCAGCAGCAGCACCAACAACAGAGAAAUCAAGCAAGGCUGAGGAGCAGAAAGUGACUUCCCGGCCUCCUGAGCCAACACGCAAACUAACAACAACCAAGGAGAAGGAGGAGGCACCAGCAGUCAAACCCGAGAAACCCAAACCAGAGCCCAAGCAGAUCCUUCGUCACCGAGAGUCCUCAGAGUCCUCAGAAUCAGAGUCUGAGGCUGAGCGUCUCCUCAAAGUCCUUUCAGAGAAGCGGGAGAAAGUGGAAGCAGCCAAGCAGGAGAAACUCCGCAAAGUGUCUGCAGCUGCCACUAAGGACCCCAAGGCAGACAUGGCAACCAUCAGUGAAGAGCCACAGGCUAAACCACCUUCUAAAGUCUCCCCAGCUAAGUCUCCCACCAAGGCUACUCCCAAUAAGUCACCAGAAAAGUGUCUUCCCCCAUCAGAUGCAAGAGAAACUGCCCAAGACCAGAAAUUUGCCACAUUACCACGUGGUUUCAAAACAAAGGGAGCUGUACAGCCUAGCAGCCCUGCAGCACUACCACCACCUGCUGACCGACCCAAGAAAGAUCGUGUCAACCAGGAGAUCGAGGGCAUGAUGUCAGCCAUCAAAGCAGUGGACCAGGCCAUCACUAAGGAGGAGGAAGAAAUCAAGAUGCUACGAGACUCCUUGGCACAGCGUCUGCCUGAGGAAGGGCCGAGCAAGGGACUGGAGGAGCAGGUUAAGGCACCAAUAGAGGACCAAACAAAAACAGUAGUGAAGGAGGAGGAGGAGGAGAAGAUAAAAGAGGAUAGGAAGGAGGAGAUCAAAGUGAUGAAAAAGGAGGAGGAGAAAAGGACAGUAGAAAAGCAAGUUAAAGACAUAGUAGAGAAGAAAGUAGAAAAGCCAGUGAAAGAGGAUAAGAAGCAAAUACACACAGAGAGGGAAGAGGAGAAGGAGGAAGAGGAGGAGGAGGAAGAGGAGGAGGAGGAAGAAGAGGAGGAGGAGGAGGAGGAGGAGGAGGAGGAGGAGGAGGAAUAUGAGGAUGAAGAAUAUGAGGAUGAUGAAGAGGAGGAAGUAGAAGAGAGAGUACCAAAGUGGACUGGUAAUCAAGCACAGAGGAGCAAAGAGAUCAUUCCAGUGCCACCUGAGCAGGUCCUCUCUUGCUCCACCCAAGACAGGCCGGCCACCACCACCACCAUCAUAAUCAAACAGAGGCCAAGUGAGGGACUGCAGAAGACCCCAGAGACCCCGGACACAGACCGAAAGCAGACCAAACUAGAAAUUGUGCUCAACAAUAAGCCAGCCCAGCAGCAACCUGAGGCCAAGCGCGCCUCCUAUGCAGAGAUCAAACUCUCCUCACCAUCCACCAAGGAGCCACCCAAGACCAAGGGAUUCAGAACAGAGGUGCAUGCCAAGGUGGAAGCAGUGCCAAUGGAACCAGUCACAGGGCCAAAGCCAGGACCAGGGCCAGGACCAGGACCAGGUCCAGGACCAGGGCCAGGAGAGGCACAGCUGCAGCGGGCUAAGAGGGAACGCAUCAUCCCCAUCAUGCUGGAAGAUGAUGACGAAGAUGACGACACAACUGCCAGUGAAUCACACAUCCCUCUUGACAGCAACAGGCGUCCUGGCUCCUCCAUGCCCUGCAGCAGUGCACGCAUCACCCCUCUGACCUCACAGCUCCCCAACAGUCGUCCCCCUGAUCCUCGAACACCUCCUGUUUGCACUCCUGCACCAGAACCAAUAAGGAAGUCACGACGGGAGCGAAUCAUUCCCAUUGCCGUGGAGGGUGAGGGUUUGGUCACCCCACCACCCCAUGUGGAGGAAGGGGCGGGACUUGGUGCAGCUCGGGCACACCAGGCCUUCUCCCGCACCCUGUCUGGCCGCCCCAACACCCUCAGUGGGAUGGAGGGGGAAGCAGCCCCAUCACCCUCCUGUCCUCAGAGGUCACCAGCUGACUCUGCCACAGCCUCUACUUGGCACACCCACUUCUCCCGCUCUAACAGUCGGGGGCGCGGCUUCCUGCUUGACCACAGCGAGAGCUUCAGUUCAGCUGGGGAGGAGGAGGAGGAGGAUGAGGACGACGGUUUCCAGAUUCUGACAGCAGAGUCGCUUUUCUCGACUCUGCUCAACCGAGUCCGUUCCCUCACCCGCAAGAUGAAUGCAGAGGAUGGACGAGGUGACAGAGUCCGUAUGACGUCCAACCGACCAACUCCUGACCCCAGCGGGGGACCAGGGAUGCCAGGGGCCGCCCACUCAGGCUCUGCUGGCUUCUGGUCGUCCCUCUAUAACUCCCCACGGGACUCUCCAGCCAGAAGGAUUUCGGAAACCAUGUCACGUAGCAGCCUUGGUAGGGAUGAGGAUGGGCUGCCAGGUCUUGGCUCUCCUCUCUGGACCCGCAGUGUGUCUCGGGAUCCCUCGGAUGCUGACACUCUCUUCUCUGAGGCCUCAUCCAGCGCCCAGUUUGGCACGCUGCCCAGAGGGUGGCGGGCGUCGCGCUGGUCAGGGGCAGAGGAUGGCGGUGAGAGCGACACCUCAGAAGCUUCAGUUCGGUCCAUGGGGCGUCGUCCCCAGUACUCCCGUGCUCCCUCUAGGGAGCUGCACAACAUUCCCGACGAGGACAUGGCAGCACCAAAUAGUCGAGGAGGCUACCUGGGUGGAGGAAUGUCACUGCCAAGGCCCUACUCGGCUUCCAGUAGUGGCAAUCUGCACCAAGGCAGAGGAAUGCAUGAUUCAGCAGACAGAAUAGCAGCAAUGUAUGGAACCUUGCGAGGCCCAAUGAGACGCCCCCACUCCACGGUGGGAGGCUCGCCGGGGGAAUACUUAGGGAGGGAUGGUGGGCACUGUGAGCAGCGACAGUACAACAAUGCUGCCACACAAAAUGGCGCACAUGCGUCACAGUAUUCCUCAGGCAACUCACACAGACACAACAGUGAGGACACCGAGACUUUGAAGCAGAGCGUGCAGGAGCAGCUGCAGCAGCUGGUGAGGGAGCUGGAGGAAGGUGACGAUUCAACCCCACCGAGUGAAUGGCAGGGGAGGGAUCGCAGGCCCCUCUACUCCUCCAAUCCUGCUCUCCAUCUCACUUGCCCUGCUAGCCUGGCUGGGGACCACAGGUCAGUAAGCAAUGCUGACCUCACUACAAUGGCAAAUGGUCCUUGCAUGUCAGCCUCCUCACUGGCACCCAAGGACAACACCAGCUGCAGGGCUCUACCACAGGCUGGCAGGGGUGGCACUGCCAGCCUGCUCAGCAGAGACAGGACAGGCAGCCUUCGCCGAGUGUCUUCCCCGCGUGGGGAACUGACACGACCAGGCAACAGAGACGGCUUGGGUCUGGACUCCUCACGCCGCAACCAGGGACGAGGCAGCCUGGACCUGCACUCUUACCAGCGGGGCAGGUCUGAGGACCUUCGUCAUGCCUUGGACUCCCUGUCAAGGAUGGAUUCACACAAGCCUCGCCGAGUUUCCUCAAUGGCUGAGAGCCCAUCCCACACCUCACGGGAUAAAUCAGACAGCCAGGCUCCAACAGAGAACUUUGUUCCUUACUCCUAUAAUGAUGUGAACUCCAAACCAUCCAGCAAGAUCUUGCCACAGCAGCCACCAGCCACAGCCAUCACUAACAACAACAGUGACAAGAACAACAACAGCAACAGCCUUGGUACCAGCAAGUCAAGCAGUGGCAUCCCCAUCAAGGCCAGCGCCAGCAGUGUCCUCAAGGGUGGAUGCACAAGCCAGGUGGGAAACACCACCACCACCACUACCACUCCCAAUAACAAUAACAAUAAAACUCCUAGCAACAAGAACAGCAACAGCAGCAGCAGUAGCAACAUUCCCCACAGUGGCAGCGACCUCCUCCAGCCCACAAAGGUGUAUCGCAAGAGCAAAUCCCGGGAACUGACACCAACCAUUGAGGCAGCUAGUGAGAAGAUCACUCAACUCAACUCAGGAACGCUGAAACGAAUCUCACCCUUUGAGGCUUAUCGCCGCAGCAAGUCACGUGACCUGCCCCUUGAUCAAAUCAAUGCCAACAACAAAGAGUCAUCACCUGCCUUGAGGCUCAAGUCUCCACCACCUGUCAGCCCAGAGCAACCCACAUCACCUCUUGAUAAAGCCAAGACCUCAGAAAAGAAAACUGACAUCACCAAGCCACCAACAGGGGAACGUGAAGCAGGUGGGCCAGGUGGGCAUGCCAGGGCUUUUAGCCCUCAGCCAUCAGCCAGUUUCAGCUGUUCCCCAAGUGCAGCCAAAGGUGACACCCCUAAUGUCACAAAUAAAGCAAGCAGUCGAGUGAACAAGACCAGUGACCUUGGGCAGGACAAGACUCAUGGUCAAGAGCAAGAGGCUGAAAAGAAUGAAGACAAAACCAAAGUAAAAAAGACACCUUCUGGUGACUCUGACAAACCUAAAUCAAUGUAUAAAAUGCUAACCUCCCGUUUUAACAGGUCCGCUUCCUUUAUAUCUGACAGUAACCGUUCUUCAGCAGCGACAGCAGAUGAUGAAGAGGGAGGAGAGAAGGAGGACAAGUUACGGCUGAAGCGUCCCUCAAGAUUCCUCAACCUACGUACAGAGAAAAGUGCCUCCAAAACCAGUAUGUGUGAUACUGAAGACGACACUGAUAAGCCAGAGAAAAAACCUUCCAAAAAGCUCACUGAUGCGCUAAACAAAUUUCUGGGUAGGAAAGACCCUGCAAAGGAGGAACUACGCCCUGCAGGGCAUGUAAGCAACAAGGCCACAAGCCAUGACAAGACCCCACUAACCAAUGACCAGUCUAGAAAACUAUCAAAAGCCAAAGGCAAGAAAAAUUAUGAGGAUUUCUCCAAUCCCCAUGAGGAGACAGGCAAUGGUGAAGAGAGUGCCAAGGAGUUAGUGUCCCAGGCCAACCCUGUCCUUGCUUCUGACAUCCCCACCACCACCGCCACCACCACUACUACUGCCACACAGCCAAAUUACACCCUCGAGUCUGCCACCAAGAGUAUUUGCAAUCACUUAUCACAGUUGGAGAGUGACAUGACCUCACGCAUUGGCAAUAUGGGGGCACAGGAGCAGCGGGGCAGUAGUGGCAGUGGAGUUCGGCCCAGUGGAAGUAGCACUGGGCGGGUAGCAGCAGCAACAGCAACGGCAGGAACAAACAUUAGCACAUACGGACUGUCCCCAGCACUGGCCAACCGCCGCAAUGGCCGUCCCACCAACUUGGACACUGCAGCUAGUAACAUGGAGGCCAACCAACAUGCUGGUCGGGCUCCAUCUGCUCCACCACCAGGCCGGGCUACUGUCUCCACAAGGCCCACUGUGGCAUCCCACUCCUCCACUACUGAAGGUGACAAAGUUAAGGUGCAUAAGUCACAGGAGGCCAGGAGUCCAUCCCCACCUCUCGCUGAGUGCCCUGAGGAGCAGCAAGGAGGUCAGAGUGAGGGCGAGGACGAGAGUGUGAUGGACCGAAUCACACGCAAGAGUUAUUACUCCAAGUUCCAGGACAAAAAGCGGCCCAAGCUGUGGAGAGCCAACACAAAGGAGGACAUGGACCAGCAGCUGGCAGCCGCCAAGGCACGUCUGCUUAAAGAGGAACGAGAGGAGACAGCAGCCCUUGCCGCUCGCCGACUAUCUUCGCCACGUUCUCCGCCACCUUGGGACCCCAAUCGCCCUGGCACCCGCACCUCCUUGCCACCUGAGGAGGCUGCCAGCUAUAUGCAGCUCGGAGGCCGACGGAGCAGUUCCCUCCAACCAGAUCACCUACCCGGACCUCUACCACCCCUCGUGCCAGGAGAACCCACCCCUCAUCCCCGCUUACCUUCCCUGCCCCCCAAUGACCCCUACCUCUAUCCCCGUGCACCCUCCAUGCCCCGGGAUGACUACUUACCCUGUGGUGCCAGGAUGCAGCCUGGCCAGUAUGGGCGCCGUGCCACUUCACUAGCCCCCGAUGACCUUUCAGGGCAGCCUGUGGGGGAACCCUACGCACAGGAUACAAUGACAACACCAAUGGGGCCAGUGCCAUAUAUGGGCCAAGCUGGUACAGAUGGCUCCCUACAGCGAGGCGAGCCAGGGCCCUGUGAGCCACCACUAGGACGCAUGCGAAGUCCCGAACCAGCCAGCGUGGAGGAGAGCCGCUCACAAGCCAGAGAAGAGUUGUCACGGCGUCUUACGCACCUGACGCGGCUUUCUGGAGGCAGCGGGAUGGGCAGCUGGAUCCAUAACCCCCACAAGGAGGGGGAGCAGCGUCCAUACCGCCGCACCAGCACCACAGGCCGCCUGACAGGAGAGGCGACAGGUCCUCCUGUCUACCGUCGCACCAACACCAUGGACCUGCCUCCUGCUGACGCUCGCGCACGUCCUGGCAGUGACUACCGGCGUCACUUGCAGCAGGACCCUGCACGACGCUACUCUGCUGCCAGCCCCACAAUGACUCCUGGAACUGGACCCAACACCCAAUAA